Messenger RNA from Lineus longissimus, 4974 nucleotides. RefSeq lists its product as uncharacterized. The coding region runs from base 198 to 4034 and encodes 1278 amino acids. Gene Ontology annotation, molecular function: protein binding. The transcript is spliced from 10 exons. The record is from RefSeq and is a predicted model, not a curated record. Lineage: Eukaryota; Metazoa; Nemertea; Pilidiophora; Heteronemertea; Lineidae.
UAUUAUUGUUCGAUAGUCUAUUCACAACAACACUGCUUUCUCUUUAUCGGCGUGCUAUGAAAACCUCAUGUGCAGACCAGCAUAUAACCGUUAUGCACUUAGGUUUUACUCACGAACCAGGCCCACAUCAUCACUGAUCUGUGGAAUGAGAAGAAAUAAAACAAGCUAUUUGUGGCAAAGCUGUGAUAAUCACUAAAAUGGCUCCCUCCCAGGCCGGGGUCGAGCACGAAACAAUAUGGACCAACAUGAGGACCAUACUGAUUCAGCAAAUCCACAAACCACACCUCGACGCAUUCCUUAACUUUUUAAAAGAGGAUCUCAAGAUGUCUGAUAUAGAAGACUCGGUCCUCAAGAAAAGUGCCAACACCAGCAACGCGGCAGCACUCUUCUGGCAGCAGAAACGGAACCUGAUGGACUACUUGGAAGAGCGACACUCAAAAGAUGGCAUUUUCGAAUUUCUAUUAGACUGGACAAAAAAGGUCCAGAUGAAUUUGACGCUGGACGGCCAUUCUGUUUGUCUGAAGGAUCACCUUAUGCGCAUUCGAAGGGAUUGGAAGCUUGCGCGGAAUAAAGCGAGGAGGGAAGGUCAUCUGGACGAGGGAGAAUUCGUGGGGAGGGAGGAGGCACUGAGGAAAGUGAGGGAGAUGCUGAGGAGGGAAACAGAUAUGAUAUCAGGCGUGUUCAUCUGCGGGAUGUACGGCUGUGGAAAGACAACCCUGGCCAGUGAAGCUGCUAAGAAGGGCCUGAAUAAGGUGUUUGACAGAUGCUUCAUAGAUCUCAAAGGUAUCAAAACAGUAGACGAGCUCUUCUACAAACUGAAGCGGAAAUUGGGGAUGAAGACGAGUGGUGGCGAAGGGGUCAAUUGGUCACAGGUCAUGGAUCGACUUAAGAACUAUGAUACAAAUGAUCUGCUAAUUUUUUUUGAUGGCGUGGAACAACUGCUAGAACCAAAGGGACAAGAUAAGGAUUUCGAUGAAGGAUUCAAUGAGGCCAACUCGACCUGUGAGGAGAUGAUCAGUGUUCUCGUUGACAUCAUCAAUAUUCCAAACAGCAGGGUCAAGCUCAUUCUGACUUCACAACUGGACAUCUGGGCUGACGACAUCCACCAGCGCUACCCACCCACCGUCUACGAGGAUAUCAAAACAUUGAGGCGUUCCUUGGAGAUCUAUCGCCUGGCAAACUUCAGCCAUAUUGAAUGUCAGAUGCUGAUAAAGAGAGUAGCUCCUGAGGCGAGUAGGAAGCUGACGACACAGGAAUUCGGAAAGAUAGCUAACGCCUGUGGCUGUAACGCCCUUGGGGUCCAGCUGGUCGCCAACUACCUCCGGACAAUCAAGGGACCUGUGGAAAAGGUUCUUGAAAACAUAACGGAGGACUCACUGAAGUUUGACCGAGGAGCUGAGAAGAAGAUGACACGGGUCUUCCGUUUCAUCUUCAAUGGCAUGGCUGAAAAUUCCCGUAAACUGCUCAUCCAGCUCUCUGCCUUCGAUUCACCUUUUGAUGUAAAGGCCGCCAUGAAAGUUACAGGGUCAGGACCAUCGAAAUUAGCGAUUGUCGCAGCUCUGGAUGUCCUCAUAAAGCGGCACCUAUUGGAGGUCGAAUACAUCCGUGACUCACAGAUGUCGGGAAAGAUUAGCAUCUAUGAUUUUAGUGAGCAUACAAACAUUCGACUUUCCCUCCACACUCUCACACAGCAGUUUGCGGAUGAUAUUUUUGUUCGAGAUGAGCAAUAUACCGCCAUUAGAUUGGAAGCUAACGAAAAAAAACAAGAGCACUACAGGGAUAUGAUUUGUCGACUUGGCCGCCAAGUAGUGCAUGAUUCUCUAACCGCAUCAAUGACGCUUUCAGAAUAUAGAGGUCAGCUCAAAGAAUGUAUCAAUCAGACGAUAAAUGACGAGAGAGUUUUGCCUUCUUUUACUGACCGAAAGAACUUUAGGGAGCAGUAUCACUCGCACGUUGUGAUGGAAUGGUUCCUGAAACCGAAGAAACGUGCAACAUAUUACUUCAAAAAAGCACAGUUAGCAAAACAAAAAGGGGACAUGGUCUCAUUUGUUGGGAUGUAUUCUUGGUAUGCAGAUACAUUCUUUGACGGCGCUUCCUAUGAUGCUGAAGUGGUCAAGAAAGUUCUCGAAGAAAUAAAAAUGGUGCUAGGCGAUCAGGUCAACUUUCCACAGAAGAGCGAGCGCGAGGAUGAGGGUCGUGCUUUGGUUCGAGGUCACUAUUUCUACGUUCAAGCAAGAUACCAUUUCAAACAAAACGAGCCAGAUGAUGCCAUAGUAGUUUCUAGAAACUGCGUUAAGACAUUCAAAGAGUUUCUCGGCUAUGAUCUAGCAUUGGGGCGUGCGUUGAAUUUGGCCGGGAGUGCAUACCACAGCAAGGGCGAUCAGCCAAAAGAUGCCUUGAGGUACCAUAGAAGGGCUUGUGACGUCCUCGAGAAACUUUCUAAGAGAUACAGCGCUGAUAUACAUUUUGACAGCGUCAUGUUCUACCAGAAUGUUGGCAGCCAGUAUCAUACCAUCGGCAACAAAAUAGCAGACGAGAUUGAUAUGAAUAUCAUGUCAGGUGAUAGGAAAGAAAAACUGAAGAAAAAGAAGUUGGAAAACUACGAGGAGGCACUUAAAUAUUACGCAAAAAGCAUCGAUGCGAUCGACUUGUUGCAUAUGACCGGGACUUGGAAUCAUGCUUUGAUCUUACGGAAUAGGUGCACCCUUCUCAGCGAACUCGGCGAGAUAGAGCAGGCGCUUGAAUCAGCUAAAGAUGCCCACGAAAUCGCCGAGAGGUUCCUGUUCAAGGACACCUUCCUUCAGAUUAAGAGUAACUCGAUUCUAGCGACAGCUCAUUGUGACAUGGCGGAAGAAGCGUUCGGUAAAGGAGAUAUAGAAAAGUAUGAUGAGCAGAUGUUUAAAGCAGAGGAGUGCUUCCACGAAGCAGCUAAAUACGCCAUUAAGAUGGGCAGAACAGCUGAAAACUAUCGCGUACUUGAGAAACUGAUGAGGGACUAUAGAAGGCACUUGUAUAGCUGGGGAAAGUGCGAAGAAGCUCAAAAAGUCACUAAGGUUUUUGAGACCAUGUUGGAGAUAAAGGGUUCGAUUGUUGAAAUUCCACCCAACCUGUACCAACGGAUGAAGAAAAGAGUCACUGGCUUAUUUUGGCAGGAAACCACCGAGGCACUCGGGCGCCCUCUAGCAGAUGAUUUACCGACGCCAUAUGAAAAGAAGUUCAAAGAUCGAGAAGUGCUUGGACCCAGUGAAACGUUUGGGAGACCCAUCCAUGUUUCCUGGAGGGACAGAGGCAGACGUUAUUGGUGGAGAGUCAUGCUGGUGUUUGAACCGUUGCAUAGAAUCUGGUACAGAUGGUUCCAAAGGAGUCAAGGUCAAGGACAAGUACAAACUGCAGCUGCGCAAAAAUCCGAAUCGUCUGCUACGAAAAGGAAGCAGGACAGCGGAAGUAUUGUCCAAGAAAAAAGAAGAAAGAUAGACGGCAGCGAGAGUGUUGACCCAGGUCACGUGACUGUACCACAGGAUUCAAAACUUGCAAAAGUUUUCGAAGAAAACGAUUCAGAUUCGUCAUCAAACGGAAGUGACGUCACUAAUAGGAGGCGGCAAAGGUUAAAUGUUCAACGGUUAACACCAGUGAAACCGGAAGAAUAUGAUGAAGACGCGAUGUCAAUGGUAUCCGAUGCCUACAGCACUGCUUCGACGCCAUUUUAUGAAAAUUUCGACGAAUCCAGCCGACUUGGAGAAGAUUCGAGUGGCGAGGCAGACAGUUACAGUGAUGCAGAGAGUGGAAAUGGAGGAGAGGAAGCUAUGAAUCUAGAUCUGGAGGUGGGGCGCUUGGCGGUUCCUGAGACACAUCUCGCCAUAGAUGACUCGGAGCCAUGCGGAACAGACGCCAAACCUCUUCCCAUGCCAUAUGUGAGUUACUCGGAGGACCCUGAUGAGGGCACAGGGCAGGCCACAGUCAAGGAUGCGGAGGCCUCUAGUAGCGGGUACUUAGCAGAUGUAAGCAGUAUGCAGGAUAAACAGGGUGAUGCGUAAAUUUGGACUAUAAAUUGUGGUUCUUUGUAUCUUCUGAUAAACAAUCCGAGUAAACAUCCCGCUGAUUUGUCAGAUCCCUCUGACCCUCUUUGACAUAAUCCACUUGCAUUUUCGCACUUAAUUGCCCCAAAUGGCAGUAAAUUUGAUGUACAAGGGAAGACUCGGCAAAACCCCUCAAAAUUGUUCACACGCACGUAACGCGCCCCGGCCAGCACAUGCCGGACUGGUGUAAUGCUAAUUGUAUAGUCUUAUAAAGAUAUCAGCCCACAUGGAGCUCAAUAACAAAGUACGACAUAGCACUGCACUGAGCUUUGGGUUUUCACCUAUUUUUCAAGGUAAAAAAAUAUCGCUUUGACCUUGCGGAAGCAAAUAUGAAAUUACAAAGAGCACGGACGGGGCUUAGCGUAGUUUUCUGAUAGCAACGACCGCCGCGUGAGAACGCCCGGCCUAGUGGUGUCCGGCAUUCAGGCUGGCAAUCAACUGUCUUGGCUGUUUUUCAAAUGGGCUCCCACUGAAGUUGCAUUGAAGUGGGAGCGCAGUAGGAGCAGGUAUACAUGCUUAUAAAAACUGGUUGAAUUAGAAAGGUUAUCAGCUUCUCCAAUUGCCUCGUGGCUGUGGUCUCGUCUGAGAUUUCGGGAACUGCAACUCGAAGCGCACUGACUCAGUUCUUUCCGGGAAAUACCAAGAGCGUUGAGGUAAAGCGGAGGCUGAUUAGACAGAAUAUCCAUUUCAUACUUGCAGGACUUGCCAACUCAUUGACUUUUAAAUGCUUAUUGCAGAUUGAUACUGGUGUACUCAAGUAAACAAGAAGAGUGCGCCGACUAUAACAAUGAUGAUAGUUGUGCGUCCAAUCUGCGUUUCCACAUGCGCUGCAUAUCGGAGAGGGAGGUAGUGACGCGUAAUAUUGUGGUCUUUAAUAAAGCUAUUAGAAUUCCCAGUC